Molecule: messenger RNA, 1316 nt
Organism: Eutrema salsugineum
Lineage: Eukaryota; Viridiplantae; Streptophyta; Magnoliopsida; Brassicales; Brassicaceae
Product: non-functional pseudokinase ZED1
Exons: 1
Coding region: 11-1168 (385 amino acids)
Biological process (GO): cell surface receptor signaling pathway; protein phosphorylation
Cellular component (GO): plasma membrane
Molecular function (GO): ATP binding; protein serine/threonine kinase activity
Source: RefSeq, a predicted model, not a curated record
AACUUUCCCUAUGACCCAUCUUCAUCUUUUCUCCGAAAGAAAUCAUCUUGCCUCAAGUUUUGGAGUUUCUUUUACUGAUCCGUCCAUGCCCAUGUUGAUCAGAAGAUUGGAUUUUUGGAGGAACAAGACGAAACAUAAGAAGAACUCAGAAACAAAUCAACGGCUGAAAUUGUUCAAAGAGAACGGGAAGGUCCUCUUAGAAGAUCUCAUAGAGCUUUGCAACGGCAAAUCCAAUCCAAUCAAAACCUUCUCUGCUAACCAAAUCCUCGAAGCCACCAAUAACUUCAGCGAGAGCAACCACCUGAUUCGGUUCGAGCUCAUGUACAGAGGUAUCCUCGAAAACCGUCCUGUCCUAAUCAAAAGACCCAUAUGGAAGCUGUACACAUCUGAUACAUUAGCAAAGAUCUGUCGAGACAUAGCGGUCUCAUCAAUGGUCAGUGGUCACAAGAAUUUCCUCAAACUGUUAGGAUGUUGUCUCGAGUUUGAAUAUCCGGUCUUAGUUUGUGAAUAUGCAGAACGUAUACCUUCCAAUACUCCAAACCUGGGAUUAGGAAUGCGAAUUAAGAUAGCGAAAGAGAUUGCGAUUGCUGUUUCUUACCUUCACACCGCGUUUUCAAGAACUAUGAUCCAUAUGGAUAUACAACCUUCUAACAUUUUCUUGGAUUCAAAUGGAACAGUAAAGCUAAGUGGGUUUUGUCUCUGUGUCUCGAUUCCAGAAGGAGAGACAUUUGUUAAGGUUGAUGCUGACAGAGUAGAAGGAGUAUUAGAUUACCUCGAGUAUAAGUAUGUGACGACUGGUGUAGUCACUGAGAAUACCGAUGUUUUCAGCUUUGGAGUGUUGUUGCAAAAUCUUUUGACCACAAAGCAUAGAGUGGUUGAUUGUUGCAGUGAUGAUGAACGUAUGCCUGAGAAGUUUGUAUCCGAACAAAAUGUGAUGAAUCUGAGGAUUUCAGAUAGGGUAUCCAAAUUUGUGGAAGAGGGAAGAAUCUUUGAGAUCUUGGAUCCAAAUAUGUUCGAAAGUAUGGAUGGUGAUGAAAAUCAAGAACGCGAGAGACAGCGAAUGGAAGCAGUCAUUAUGCUCUCACUCAGAUGCACUGGUAACAGAGGUGAUGUUCCAAAGAUGAUGGAAGUGGCCAAGGAACUAAAAAGGAUUGAGAGAUGGACAUAGAACUAGAAGAGAUGUUGUAAACUUUACUGGGUGAAUUUGUAAUAAUAAAGAGUUCUGGUGUUUGAACACGUAAAGAAUGUAGUACCUCUAGGCGAGGAGGUGUCUUGAUUUUGUUGUAUGUAUAAUGGAGCCACCAAGAUAUUAUAAU